Messenger RNA from Saccostrea cuccullata (small rock oyster), 1953 nucleotides. RefSeq lists its product as uncharacterized. The coding region runs from base 1 to 1953 and encodes 650 amino acids. The transcript has 2 exons. NCBI's taxonomy places the organism in Eukaryota, Metazoa, Mollusca, Bivalvia, Ostreida, Ostreidae. The record is from RefSeq and is a predicted model, not a curated record. Gene Ontology annotation, molecular function: zinc ion binding.
AUGGACCUGAAAGGAUCCAGUACCCAGAGUAAAGUACGACAGUGUUUUCAAUGUCAGGGGGACACAGAAUUCUACUGUAACACGUGUAAAUAUGACCUAUGUCUACAGUGUAAAGAGAGACAUGUUACCAAUACCCAUAAAGUGGUGUUUUAUCGAACAAAGUAUAGCAAAAGAGGCUAUGCAAUACAGUGUAAUGUACGACAGUGCUCUGAAUGUAAGGGGAACACAGAAUUCUACUGUAACACGUGUAAACAUGACCUGUGUCUACAGUGUAAAGAGAAACAUGUUAUUGAUCUCGAUACUGUAUACCAUGAUCUUGUGAUUUACCGUGAGAAAUACAAAAAGAGUUUAAAACGGGAGACUUGUGUGAGACAUCCAGAUAUGAUCUUUGAAAAGUACUGUUAUUCAUGCGAACUUCCCUUUUGUGCCAAAUGUGGAGAACACAGAAAUCCCAAAAUUUUUCCUUCUUUUCUCCAGUGGAAAAAACACAGAAAACACAAAAUACUGGACAUCAGAACAGCUUAUGAAAGAAAACGUCAACAACACAAAGGAAUCAUCCAAAACAUCAGAUUUAAUACUCUCUAUAACUGUUGUUUUCUCCUAUCUAGAAUCAACACUGAUUUAAAAACUCGUCACACAGAAAUCUCCAACUUUCAAUCAGAGAUGUCAGCCAAAGCGCAUAGACUAAAGGGACUCAUCGACACUGUCAUAUGUGAUGUUAAAAUCAGACUUAUAAGUUUAAUGAUUCAACAACAGAUCAAACAAAUGAACAGUCACCUUGCGAGCAUAGAGAACUAUGAACACAGCUAUGAAGAGUCAGCAAAUAGACCCUUCAAAUUCCUCUUUUUCAUUAAGAAUAUCGAAGUCCCCAUCCUAAAAGACACUCCUAAUCUUACACAACUUGCCCGUUACUCUCUUAAAGAAGAAAGCAACUUGGAGGAUGUACCCGAGCUUUUGAGUGAAAUUCAAAUCAUAGAGACUGGAAAAAGACAAGUGAGAGAUGAAUGUGUACUGAAACUGAUGUCUAAACCAAUGUUAAACAAAAUCAUUACUGUCACAGGUGUUUUUGGUGCCAGACAUAUUUCUUUUGUGUCAUCAGACCGGAUGUGGGUGAGUGAUGGUAGCAAUCUCACCCUGACAAACACAGACGGUGACGAAUUACAUCAUCUGACAGAUAUAAGUAGUGGUUGGGGAGUACACACAGUGAACAUUGCAGGUGAUCUUAUUUAUAUAGACAAAUAUCGUAACAUAAACAAAUUAUCUUCAGAUAACAGAUCAAAGUCUACACUGAUAAUGAAUACAUUCAUGUACUUUUGGAUGCCACUCUGUGUCUACUGCUCCCCUUCAAAUGGAGACAUUCUGGUUGGGACGUGGGAUUACAUAAAUACAGGCAUGAUAAACCGUUAUAAUAGUGGGGGAUACUACAUACAGACAAUACAAAAAAACAACACAGGUCAGGAACUGUAUAGUUAUCCUCUUUUCAUCACAGAGAACCACAAUGGAGAUAUUAUUGUGUCUGACGAGUUCUCUCAUGAUGUAGAAAUUUCAGAAUGUGGAGAAAUAAUUAAGUCUGAAACUGGCCGCUUAGUUGUGACAGAUGGUAGAGGAAAACAUCGCUUCUCCUACGAAGGCCCUCCUUCGGGAUCAAAACUUGGACCACUAGGUAUUUGUACAGAUGCGCUGUCACACAUCCUGCUGUGUGAUUCUAAAACCCACACUGUACAGAUGAUUGAUAAGGAUGGCUACUUUCUGUCCCUGGUUCUAACAGGGUUAAUUUCACCAAACAGCCUGAGUUAUGACAACAAAAGUCACCUUCUUUGGGUAGGAUCAUUUAACAACGAAGUUUGUGCUUACAGAUACAUAACCAGACAGGACUCUCUGACAGGUGUGGAUAAAAGAGAACUUCGAGAAGAAGGAGCUCAAAAUCUUAAAUAUAAAGAGGACGAAGAUUAA